Molecule: messenger RNA, 1110 nt
Organism: Ornithorhynchus anatinus (platypus)
Lineage: Eukaryota; Metazoa; Chordata; Mammalia; Monotremata; Ornithorhynchidae
Gene: TGFBR3L
Product: transforming growth factor beta receptor 3 like
Source: RefSeq, a predicted model, not a curated record
AUGGGCUGGAGCGCACUCUUCCUACUCCUGGCGCUGUGGCACCGGCAGCUCCCACCUCUCUCUGCCCACUGCUUUGGCUUGAGAGCCGGGAAGACCCUGACAGGGCUGGGCUGGUGGCUGGUUGCCCAGACCUGGGAGACGUCCCAGCCGCCCUCCGGCUCCCUGGCGGCCCCCAAGAUUCCGGGAGAGGAGUGGCGGAGGCUGGUGGGACGGCUGAUGGAGGGUGGGCCCCAUGAUGCUAUAUCCGUUACCUGUUACUCUGAUAGGCUGGUGGCCCACGUAAGCAAGGACAUCCUGGCGUUUGCUUGCACCCCACCCAGUCUGGCCAGGGGCCCCCAACAUCCCCAGCCCCGCCGCCCACUCUUCAGCCUGGAGGUCUACGGCUCUGACGCCUUUCACAAGCUCCCUGGGCCAUGCACUGUGCCCGCCGACAGCCAUGUCUUUGUGGAGGCUGCCCUGGCUCGGCCCUCCCCCAACCAGGGCCUCUCCCUGCGCCUCUGCUUCGUGUCACCCUCUUCGGACCCAGCCCGGCACUCCCCCUUCCUGGUGUUGCGCAGAGGCUGUCCGGCAGAGCCCUCCGUGACUUUCUUCUCGGCGUCCCCUGGAGCCCCAUACCGCGCCCGCCUCAGCUUCCGACUGCGACCACUCUUCAACGCCUCCGUGCAGUUUCUGCACUGCCAGCUGGGGCUCUGCUACCAGGGCACUGCCCCACACGGUCCCCACCAGCCCCCGCCGGAUGAGGCCUGUAAGGAUGGUGGCAGCAGCGAGGAAGAGAGCGAGGAGUCUUGGGGGCGAGGCCGGAACCCGCGCACUCUGUCCCAGCCCAUCAUCGUCACCGUGCCUUGGCCCCCCGGGCCUCCCGCCAGCCUGCCCUGGAUUCUGGAAGGGGAGUGGGCUGGAGUCCAGGACACCUGGGAUCUGAGGGGAGAGCAAGGCUGGCCGAAGGAGGGGGUCCUACGCAAGGAUCCAUCCUCCCCCGUCUCCCACGGACUGGAGUUGGCCCCCGUAGUGGGCAUCACCGUGUCGGCUUUUGUGCUGGGCGCUGCUCUCUCCGCUGGGCUCAUCCUCAUCCACAUCCGCACAGGCCAGCUCAAUGAGUCCUCGGACUGA